This is a messenger RNA of Spirodela intermedia, 4329 nucleotides long. The record is from the annotation of a GenBank genome assembly. NCBI's taxonomy places the organism in Eukaryota, Viridiplantae, Streptophyta, Magnoliopsida, Alismatales, Araceae.
AUGACAGCGGAGGCCUUGCUACAAAAUGGGAAGGCAGCGGCAGCAGCGGCGGCGGUCAUGAUUCGCUGUCACUUGCUCGCCUGCCGCUUCCCCUUCUCUGCCGACUCCCGCCGCCACUCCUCCACCACUGCCAUGGCCGGCGCCGCCCCUCCGUCCGAUCCCGCCGCCGUCGUAUCCCAGAAGCGCGCGCUGCGGACGAAGAUCCGCUCCGCCCUCCGGACCCUUCCCCCGUACCAGAGGACCCAAGAAGGUCCUCGUCGUCGUCUCUCUCUCUCUCUCUCUCUCUCUAAUUCUCGUCGUCCUCAAGGUGCCGUAUGUUCUUCCGUGCUCUACGAGUGGAGGGAGGAUCGGCCCAUGUGUCGGAGGAUCUCACGAGAGUAAUCUUUCUGUGGAGAGAGAGAGAGAGAGAGAGAGAGAGAGAGAGAGAGAGAGAGAGAGAGAGAGAGAUCAAUACUUAAUCUGCGGUCUGAUAUUUUUUUUCUUUUCCUUAAACAUAAUUGUUUCCCGCAGAUGAUGCAAUCCAGGAUAUUGUUCUAAAUUCUCCGUGGUUCAAGUCGAGUAAGAGAUUGUGUGCAUACGUAAGCUGUGAUUCCCUGCGGGAAGUGGGCACAUCAAGAAUUCUGUCGGAAAUUCUUUCGCCAGCUGCUGGUAUGCUUUCCUCCUCGUCUUUUCUUGGGAUGUGAUCAUGCACAGUUCGGUUUAUUAUUCAAGAUAUAUAUCGUCGGAAAACAUGUCAAGUGUUCCACUCAGAAGAAGAAAUAUGCUCAUUUAUGAGCCAUCAAGCUUGGAUAAUGUCGCCGGGGAUGACCAGAUAAAUUGGUGGGAUUAUGAUAGUGGGAAAUACAUCAGACGGCUUGAUUGGCCAGUCUUGAUUCAAUCCAGCCAUUCGGGUCCAGGUGGGUUGUGUGGGAUUAGCUGGUGAUUGGGUGAUUCUGACCAAGCAAGGUCCUAGUUGGCGGGUUCUUGGAUGAGUCAGCCCUGAACCGUCCAAUUCUAGGAGAUACUCUAAUCUAUGACAACCCAUCAGUAGAGAACGGUUGAAAAUAAUAAAUAAAAAAAAAUCUUUUUGGGUCAUGUGGAAAAUCUUUUUGGGUUCUUGACCCAAUACGAAGACUCUCCUCUUAGGAACUCCUGAAAUCAUUUUAGAUCAGAAGGAACCGUGAUGAAAAGUAUAACCCUCCCUUCUGCAACCAUAUAGGCUUACUGCCCGGCAUCUUGAUGGCCGUAUCAAAGCUGCUGCCGUCAUCUUGGUUUAUGUUGAACAACGAAGAUCAAUUUUAUAAUUUUCUUAAAAAAAUCUGGGUCUGAAAAUAUUCAAAUGGCAGGGCAUUCAUUGCUGUCGCUUGGGUUUUACCCUGUUCUCGGUUUGGUAUUUAGAGGAGUUGAUCUUAAUUGGGUUCAUUCUCCAAAGAAACCCUCACCCUCACCGUCACCCUCACCUAUUUAUUUUAAAAAACUGAUUCUUAUUUCACCAAAUUCGGCCAACUUAUUUUCAUAAGUCAACUGAUUUAGCCUUCAAAACCUGCUUGCCUCGUUCUUCUUCUUCUUCUUCUCAAUGAUAUUGAUUUCUGGUUAUCUCUGCUUAAAAUUAUAAAUAGCCAUUGAAUGAUAUUCACGCACUGGAACCCUUUUAAAUGUUUUUGAUGCAAAUGCUUCCCCAUUCAGUAAUAUUUUUCUUGCUUAUGUUCUAGCUCAUCAUGAAAUGGUCAAAAGAUCCUAAACAUGGGAAGAUUAAGAUUUCCCUUCCCCCCCAAUGGAACUUCUUGGGGCGAAUGGCUGGAUGUUCUCAGUGGGUAUGCUGUGUCUAACCAUUCGUUUUCAAAAUUUUGUAGGUGACUCUCAGGGGAGGAAGAAGCUCUAUGUUCCUCGCGUCGAGGACAAGAACAGCCACAUGCGCAUGCUCCACAUAUCUCAACUUGAUGAUCUGGUGGCUAAUUCCAUGAAUAUAUUGGAGCCAUCUCCGGUCGGUGAUGAUGGCAAUCCGCGAGAAGAUGGUACGUCUCCGUUUGCUCUCACGAAGAACUCUUCUCUGUUUCCGAUAAUGAUUCUCUGAUAUCACUUUUUUUUUUGUUAAAUAUCAUCUCAAUUGAUCUUUCUAGCUCUUGUACAUUUUGACAAAAUUGUUUUUUUGUUAAAUUAUUUCAUCCUAGAUUCUUUAUGCAUCAGUUCCCAUCAGAAAGAGAGAAUGAAGUUAACCCACUGAUGAUUCUUCACAUCAUGAUUGAAAGAUCUUGCAUCAGUGUUGACUUACCGAAGGGGCAGGGGGGUUGAUUGUUGGAUGGAAUUCCUCAUGGCUAACGCCGCUGCAGGCUUAUCUGAUAAUGUGCAUCAUGUUUUCAGAGCACGGUUUUGAGAUACAUUUAAUUAUAUUUAUAAAUAACUUAAGAUAAUAAAUACUAAAGAUUCGGAAAAAUAAAUUAAACACAUGCAUGCAACUAUAGGACUGAUGUUCCCAUGAAAUUGAUACAAUUUUCUCAAUAAAUACAUAAGAUUAAACCCUAGAAUUAAUUGAUUGUUAAACAUUCCAGCUUCAUUUGUUGCUGGCGCUGACUUGGUUAUUGGAUCAAACAUCAAGCCCAUGAUGUCCAGUAUUCAACCUCAUGAUUUUUAAACAUAACUAAAAGUAGAAAAUUUUCUUGGCAUGCAGAAAUCGGAUCAAGAGUUCUUUUUUUUUAAUCCUAAAAUCACAAGAUAAAAAACAAUUUCUAUUUCUUUCAUUAAAAACAUUUCAUUAAUCGAUGGUUGGUGCACAGAGAUGUUUAUUUACGGAUUAUUUCCCUUGCAGUCAUGCUGGCAAGUGACCCUGUUGACUUGUUUCUUGUGCCAGGUAAAAUGUUAUUUAUUUAUUUAGCUUGCUAGUUGUAUUUUUCUAAUAUCUCCAUUUUCUGGCAGGACUUGCGUUCGACAGAUCUGGGAACCGCUUAGGGCGUGGAGGAGGGUAUGCCUUCCCUCCAUAACAUUCAUUUAAUUCUUCGUCUCAAGUAAUCUUCUCUUGUUACUUACGGGUAAUAUUUUAUUUUUUGAAUUAUUUUUAUAUCAUCUUAGGCCACCAUAAAAAAAAGGUUUAUCUGCUUGUGUUGACCUUUAGAACGGAGUCAGUUGACUUUAUGACGAGGACAUUAGAGUCAAUCACGCAUUGAGUGGGGGAAUGGCAUCUCAUGGACUUGGUGAAAAUGUGAUAGGAUUGUUUUCUUUUUAAGGAGGUUAUCGUAGGUCACUAAGUCCUAGUUGAUCUUUGACUUUUUUCGGUCAUGUCAACCGUUUUUCCUACUUUUUCUAGGAACAUUUAAGGCCUUUUUUUUAAGGACGUUCUUUAGGAGCAUUUAAUGGCCAAACUCCAGCCCAAAAUUUCUCCGGCUGUGUGGGAUCUCUACAUCAUCAAGAGUAGUGCAGUUGACCACAACUCUACUGUGACUACUCAAAAGGGGUUACUUCUUCCGUUGGUCAACGCUCGUUGACAACUGAUACUUUGUUGAUUUCUCUUAGAAAUCAACCACAUUCAUGGAAAGCUCUCUCACUAGGGUAGAGAUAGCAAGAUCUUAGAUAGCAGGCUGUAUGAAGUCAACGCCCACUUUUCUCUUAGGUUAGUGGAAGAAGUCAACAGUGAGAUGAAAGAAGAUGUGCUCGGCUGGCUUUCUGCUCUAUUUUUAGGAAGCCCGCCCGCCCACCAUGAAAAUUCCUGCCUGCCCUCUCAAGAUGACGUUGACCAUGGAUUCUUGCCAUCUUGUCAGCGCACAUUAUCUCCCCUAUUUCUUAUUUUUCAGGGCCUUUAUCGAAUUAAUUGAGUUUUUUUUCCUAUUUUUUGUCUUUUACUUCUCUGUUGGCAUGUUUUAAUCUGGAAGCUACUACGACACGCUCCUGAGGAGAUACCAAGCGCUCUGCGCGAAGAGGCAGUGUAAUCGCCCUCUUUUAGGUACGAAAUGGGCUCCUUCCACCGACCGUUAUGCCAUAAUUCUACCAUAAAUAACUUAUUUUUUUGGGUGGUCAACUCUUUUCCAAUUUCAAGUAAUUUCCCUUCUCCUUGACCCACCACCUGCAUAGUUGACCUUGGCGGGUAGGGCCCAUAAGGGGGUUUGAGGCCACUGCAGGAAAGGGGGGAUUAUCAUUAUUGGAAAAGAAAAUCACCGUAAUUAAGAUGAUAUUUUUUCUGUUCUUAAUUUGGCAGUCGCACUGGCGUACUCCGCUCAGGUUGUGGAUGAGGGAAUCAUCCCAGUGACUCUCCAUGACGUGCCCGUUGACGCUCUGGUCUCCCCCUCUGGUACCGUCCCCAUCAGCGCCGCCGCCCUCCAGAGCUUGGCCCCCAUGGGCGAAAGGUCAAGUCUUGGUUGA